Molecule: messenger RNA, 4168 nt
Organism: Prorocentrum cordatum
Lineage: Eukaryota; Dinophyceae; Prorocentrales; Prorocentraceae
Source: the annotation of a GenBank genome assembly
GGCGUGAAGGAGGCGUUCGGCGUCAGCCCCUGUGCUCUGGGGCUCUCGAGCGCCGCCAACGCCUGCCUCGGCUCCCAGGACAUCUGGGGAGCUCCUGUGCCCCUCGGGCUGGCCGUGACGGCAGCUGUCCUGGCCUUCGUGCUGGGCGCGCUGCUGGUGCUGGCGGCGCAGGCGGCGUGCUGUUCUUGCUACGUGACGUGCCGGCUGGUGCUGGCGGGCGCCUUCGCGCUCAGACAGUCGAUCGACACGAUGCGCGCGGCUCCGAGAAGGCGCAGGUCCUUGGCGGGGCUGAAGCCCGGGGACGUGGUCUUCGUCAACUACGGGGUGGACGGGGAACCAUGGCAUGAGCGCCUGAUCCUCGCGGUCGUGGACCACUGCUGUUACAUCAUCAUGACCCCAGAUGGGGACAUCUACGCGGAGACCAUCAGCCUGGAGUUCCUCCAGGGCUUCAGAGAGGGGGGCCCCCGAGGGGGGCUGCCCCCUGGGCUGGGCGCGGCGCGCGGCCUGCCCGUGCACCGCCUCUCGGCGAAGCCCGUCGGGCAGGAGCUGCAGGACUUGCUCGAGGAGGGCCGCGCCAAGGCGGCCGAGGAGAGAAGCAUGAUGGGCACCCUGGAGGACGAGCCGGAGCCGCCGCCAGCGUCGGCAGGAGCCGGCGCGAGCGCGGCCCCCCCUCUGCCUCCCCCGGCUGGAUCGCCUCCUGCUGGGUCAAGCUCGGAGCUCUUCAAGUUGGUGUGCGUGGCGCGGUCGGCGCAAGUGAACGUGGGCAACACCUUCAUGCUCGCGGCGCAGCACCACGCCCCGUCGGACAGCUUCGUCAGCAACGGCUCGGUGGGCCUGUAUGACAUGGGCCUGCGAGGCGAUCCCGCGGCGCUGUACCGCGUGGAGGUGGGGGAGCAGGAGAGUGAGGUGAUCGAGCUCUUCAGGCGCCUGACGAAGAGGGACAGCGACGCGGGGGGCACGGACACUCCCCCGGUGCGGGCGUCAGGAGCGUCCAGCUCCGAGGACGCUCGCACCUUGCCGGUGCUGCGCGACAGCGCGGGACGGCGCUUCAGGGACAUGAAGAGCGUGGCGAACAGCUCGGACAUGUGUGCCUUCGAUGACUGGGUGCUGGAGGGGCCGCGCACGGCUUUGUACCUGGUGAAGGAGAUAGCUGAGCAGGCGGCUGGUCCCCUCCAGCGCCACCCGACCUGGAAGCACGAGAACCAGCUGCAGGAUGACGAACACAAUGCGGUGACGCACGAUAUGCUCUCGGAGAUCCUCGAGCUGGCGACCACGUUCGACCAGCUCGACGUGUCGAACUUGGCGAGCAUGGAGAGCCUAUGCCGCCACAUCCAGUACAUCGAGCAGCGGAUCAAGAAGAAGCGGGAGGCCGGGAAGGACUUCGACCUGCAGGUGACCUACAGCUCUCCUGAACAGCGCCGAGGUCCUCGCCGUGCUGCUCAGCGUCUGGGCAGGAGGGCGGCCAUCGGCCGACGCUCGAACGACUGCAGCGCCGCCCUCAACAACCUGUAUGGGGACGGCUUGUUUUUGCCUGGAGGAAGACCCUCGCAGGCACAGUUUUCGGCGCUUGACGGCAUCCUGCGCGCGGUCACUGACGACAGGCCGCCGGACCCGUUGCCCGCCCCCGAGGCAGCCCUUCAGGAGUUGCUCGGUACCGAGGCCCUCGACUACGCGUCCGAAGACCUCUCCGUGGUUGCGCCGUAUGAUCGCGGCUUGGUCUCGUGGCCGGACACCGCAGGAUUGGUUGACUUGCUGGACGUGUUGCCAGACCCUGACCGCCAGGAGGUGAUCGACGGUCCCCGUGCGCUUUUGCUUCGGGCUGAGGAGGAGCCGCCAGCGACCUGCAAGGUGUACUGGGACAAGACGCUCAAGGCGGACAGAGGCGAGUACACCAGGUUCGUGCAGGACCUGCUGAACAGGGGCAUGGUGGAGCUCCGUACUCGCCGUGAUUUUGAGGUUGGGAUAUUCUUCGCACGCAAGAAGUCGGGCAAGUUGCGCCUGAUAGUGGAUGCCAGGUCCGUCAAGCAGAACCUCAGGCGUCCCACCUCCAUCCAGCUGGCGUCGACUGCGGCGAUGGUCGGGCUGGAGGCGGAGCCUGGGGACAUGCUGGAGUUCUCGAUUCAGGACAUCGCCGACUGCUUCUACCAGUUCAAGGUGCCGGACUACAUGGUGCCGCGGUUCGGGAUGAGGCCCGCCAGGGCCGGCGAGGUGGGGGCCGAGACCGUGCAGGGCGAGCCGGUGCUCGCAGGCGCUUGGGUCUACCCCUGUCUGCGGGUGCUGCUCAUGAGCUUCUCGUGGGCCAUGAGAUGGGCGCAGCAGGCGCAUCGAGAGCUGCUGCGGCGGGCAGGGCUUGGAGGCAUCGAGAGCGAGCUGGUGGACCGCCAGGUGCCCCCGACGACCUCGGCAACGCCUGUUCCCCGCAUCGUGUACGUGGACAACGAGGUCUUCGUCUCGUCUCGACCAGGUGCCUCUGCCGACGCCAGGCAGCAGGCGGCCAAGAAGAUGUCUAGCGUCGGGCUGCCGCUGCACGAGGUGGAGGAGGGCAAGCAUGUCGUCGAAGCGCUGGGCCUGGAGCUGGAUGGCAUCAAGCUCCGGUGCCGCCUGGCCUCCUCCAAGCGGUGGCGGCUGGUGCAGGGCGCGCGCGCGCUGUUGAGGCGGCGGCUGGUGGCCGGCAGGGAGGUCGAGAAGCUGAUCGGCCACUUUGCGCAUGCCAUGCUGCUGAACCGCCCGGCGCUUUGUAUCUUCCGCGCCGCCUGCGACUUUGCUCGGCGGCACUACCGGGCGCCUAGCUUGCUCUGGCCUUCUGUGAGGCAGGAGCUGCAGAACGCCAUGCACAUCAUGCCGUUGCUCGCGGUGCAAUUCGAUAUGCCGUGGUCUGGGUUGGUCACCUGCUCCGACGCUACGCUGAGGGGCUACGCCGCGCAGGAGGCUGACUUCCCGGUGUCCGAGGUAAGGCGGCUGCAGCUGCAUUGGGAGCCCACCGGCGCGAGGCUCGCGGAGAGGCGCGCCUGGCACCCCGCCGCCGUCGGCGGGCCGGCUCCCGAGAGACAGCUGCAGCGGCGGAGCGGCCCGGUGCCCGACGCUGUCGCGGGGCCAUGGCAGAGUGGCGGCGGCCCAGGUUACCUCGACAGGGCCGCUGCGCGGCUUAGCAACGAGGUCUCGCCGAUCCCCUGCGAGGCCGAGAGGAUAGCUGGCACUGGUGGGCCGACCGUCCUGGAGCAGGGGAGCGCGACGGCGAAUGCCAAGGAGGACUACGAGCGGAGGCUGGAGCGGUUCUUCGGCUUCUGCAGCAUCAACGGCCUGGCGCUCGACACCGACCUGCUGCUCGAGGAGGCCCUGGUGGAGUACAUGGACCUCCUGUUCGCGCAGGGGGGGCCCUGCAACAGCGGGGCCAAGCUGCUGGCGGCAGUGGGCCAUCGCUGGCCAAGGCUCCAUCAUGCCGGGCGGUUGCUGAAGCUGCCGAGGGUGGCGAAGGCGCUGCAGGGCUGGCGACGUCUGGCGCCGCCGGUGACGCGGGCGCCCGUGCCGUGGGCCGCCGCGGCGGCCAUCGCGCUGGCAUUGGUCAGGCGCAGGCAGCCGCUGGCGGCUCUGGCGGUGGCGCUGGCGGCGGACGCCUACCUUCGGCCAGGCGAGCUGCUGUCGCUCCGGGCCAACCCAGCCCAGUCAGAGGCCGGGGGCGACUACCGCUUCGCGUCGCUGGUGUUGAGGCCAGAGGAGGAGCUGCAGCCGACCAAGACGAGGGGCUUCAACGACUCGAUCCUGCUGGACAGCGCGUCGAGGCCCUACCUGGGCGUGCUGGUGGAGCGGCUGGCGAGGCAGAAGAGCUUCUCGGCGGAGCUCCUCUUUCCGUGGUCGGCCGCGGCUUUCAUUGCCAUGUUCAAGCGUGCCGCGGCCGACGUCGGCCUGGAGGCUUGGGAGCUCACGCCGUGCAUCCUCAGACAUGCAGGCCCGUCACACGACUGGCUGACCAAGGCGCGGCCCCUGGACGGCAUCAAGCGACGCGGGAGGUGGAUCUCCGACAUGAGUGUGCGGAGGUACGAGAAGAGCUCGCGGGUGAUGCGGCGCCUGGCGUCGCUGCCGCGGGACUGCCAGCUGCCGUUGGCCGAGUCGGCCAGCAACCUCGAGGCAGGGCUCAGGUUCGGGCGCGUCGGCAAGUUCGAGAGCAGAC